This is a messenger RNA of Lottia gigantea (owl limpet), 6662 nucleotides long. RefSeq lists its product as hypothetical. Gene Ontology annotation, molecular function: ubiquitin conjugating enzyme binding; zinc ion binding; nucleic acid binding. Bases 1 to 5775 code for a protein of 1924 amino acids. The transcript has 5 exons. Gene Ontology annotation, biological process: protein polyubiquitination; positive regulation of proteasomal ubiquitin-dependent protein catabolic process; ubiquitin-dependent protein catabolic process. Lineage: Eukaryota; Metazoa; Mollusca; Gastropoda; Lottiidae. The record is from RefSeq and is a predicted model, not a curated record. Gene Ontology annotation, cellular component: cytoplasm; ubiquitin ligase complex.
AUGAGUAGACCAAACAAAGGUGGUUCUGUUCCUUUCAAAAGCCGCGGGGGCAGAGGUAGAGGCGGUGAGAAUCACACAAGCAGAGGUCGUGGUGGUCAUGGGAACCCAAAUGAUAGAUUUCGCGAAGAAGGCAGAAAUUUCCAUAGACAAGAUAGUAGAGACAGCAAUCUAUAUGGAAAUGAUAGUCGAAGAGAUAGAGAUUAUGGACCGGACUAUAGAACACGAGAUGGAGACAUGAAUUAUGGACAAAAUAGAAGACAAAGCCCAAAUAGAUACCGAAGACAUAGUCCAAAUAGAGACUAUAGAUAUGAUAGAAGAGACAGCCCAAAUAGAGACUAUAGAUAUGAUGAUAACAGAGAUUAUAGACAAGACACAAGACAAAGUCCAAAUAGAGAUAGAAGACAUAGUCCAAAUGGAGAUAGAAGACAUAGUCCAAAUAGAGAUAGAAGACAUAGUCCAAAUAGAGAUAGAAGACAUAGUCCAAAUAGAGAUAGAAGACAUAGUCCAAAUAGAGAUAGAAGACAUAGUCCAAAUAGAGAUAGAAGACAUAGUCCAAAUAGAGAUAGAAGACAUAGUCCAAAUAGAGAUAGAAGACAGAGCCCAAAUCGAGACGGAAGAUAUAGCCAAAGUAGAGAUUAUAAAAAAGACAGAAGACAUAGCCCAAAUAGAGACUAUGAUAGGCAUGAAAGUCCACAUAGAAAUAGAAGACAGAGCCCUAAUAGAGAUUAUAGACACGACAGACGGUAUAGCCCAAAUAGAGAAUAUAGCCAUGAUAGAAGACCAAGUCCAAAUAUUGAUAGUCCGAAUAGAAAUAGAAGAAAGAGCCCAAAGCAGACUGGUAAAGAACCAACUAUUGUUAAUGUUUAUGUGAAUAAUAAAGACAUCAACUCAAGGAAACCAGCGAUACAACAGCAACAACCAAUUUUUGGUGAAUAUUCUCUACCACCCAGUUACCAAAUGAUUCAUAAUCAGCCAUCAUUUCCACUGCCUCUUCCAGGACAGCCUCUACUGUCAAAUCCUGUACCACCUCUUAUGAGUUUUACUUCACCACCACCACCUCCCUAUUCUGCUUUUCCUGACAUGCCUAUACUUGGUACAAACCUGAUACGACUCGAUUCUACAUCAAAUCAGUCUUUAGCCUCGAAUUCGUCGAGGCAAAGCACUCCACCACAGUUUGCAUACAAAGGUUCAAAAGAUAUCUUUCAAGGAAGAGGUCGAGGUCGUGGAAGAGGUCAAGGUCGUGGAAGAGGUCAAGGUCGUGGAAGAGGUCAAGGUCGUGGAGGAGGCCAGGGUCGUGAUGCACGAAGAAGAGAGUCCAGUACUACAUCCAGUAAAGGUGACUGCGAACUUGAUUCAUUUGGUUCUGAUGUGUCUAGAGAACCCGAGAAAAUAGCGCUUAAGACUGAAAAGAAGGAAACGUUUCUUUUCUUUAUAUUCAAGGGAAAGUCUGACGAAUCUUUUGAUUAUGGAGCCUAUUUAAAAUCUAGAACUGGAAGUCUCACAUCUAUCGAGUAUGAUAUUCAAGCAAUUAUGAAAACUGGCAACAGCAAAGUUGUCUUAAGUUUGUUUCACUCUAAAGCCUCAGCUAAUAAAGUGAUAAAAUAUUUUAGGAAAACCAACAGCUCAUCCGAAAUUGAAGUUUUAUGUUACACUAGGGAUCUUUUACCACCCAUUUAUCAUGAUUUAGCCCAUGUUAAUUUGGAGAAAAAGAUAAAGAAGACUAAAAUUCAAGAAAAAGAAGCAUCUAAAGGACAGGAAUCAGCCCAAGCAACCAAAAAGAAAACGAAAAAGAAAAAGAAGGUAGAAUCUAAACCUGAAAUACAUGAGACGACACUUUAUUUGAGUAUUGAUGAUGCAUUGAAGAGCCAAGAUGCUGUGGGUUUUAUCAGAACGCGGAUGGGUACAGGAACUAUUUAUCCAUUUCAGUUGGUUUCCUCAGUAUUAAGUGAAGAUGGAUCCUCAACCAAUAUAGAAAUUAAGGUACAAAGUGAGGCCAUAGCAGACAUAGUAAUCAGACAGUUGGAAGAGAGCAACACAAACAGCCCAACCAAUGUGGUUUGUUCCUUGAUCCCAAUCUCAACAGAAUCCACCUCGAAAAGAGAAAUGAUACAGCAGGUUCUCUCUGGUAUCAAAACCAAAUCCAAACAACGUAUAGAACAUCAUGAACUUAAAAUCAAUGAUGCAAAUAACAGAUUAGAAGAAUUCGUCAUCAGCCCCAAUAUAUCCGUUGAAGAAUACAACAGAAAAGUAGCCGAACGAGACGCUAUCAAAGUAAAGUUGGAGGAACUGAAGUCACAAAAAUUGGAAUACCAAAACUAUUUCGAAAAGAUUACCGCUGACAUCAGCAAGUCUGAAAAUAUUGAGAAUUUUAAAGAAUAUAUUCAACAAUUGAGUAAACAGUUCAGUAUAGAAUGUUGCCGUCUUGAUACAGCUUUACCGAUCUAUGCUAGAAGAUCAGAUAUAUUAUCCUGUAUUGCCAACAACCAAGCUUUAUUAAAACUUUUACAAUUUGGUAUUAAUCCUUUUGAGUCUGAUUUCGUAGAAUCGCCAUCUCAAGAUGCUCUUGAUUCAGCUUUGAAGACUCUGGUUCAGUUGAAUGCCGUAGAAGAUGGAAAGAUAACAGACCAUGGUAACUGGCUGGCCAAGGUUCCCUUUGAACCAAGAUUGAGCUCAAUUGUCAAGAAAGGAUUCGAUAAAGGGUUUGUGUAUGAUGCUUUAGUUCUGGCGUCUUUGAUUAGUUCUGGUGGUUCACUUUUCUAUCGUGGUGGAUCUGAUAGUGAAAAGGACAAUAGCGAUUUGGUCAAAACACAAUUCUGUCAACAUCAAGGUGAUUGCUUUACGCUACUCGAAGUGUACAAGGCGUGGAUUGCUCAGCCUGGCGACAAGAGAAAUAAAUGGUGCUUUGACAAUUACGUUAAUAACAAAGUGAUACGAGGGGUCUUUGAAACCGUUUCAGAAAUAUCAGGUAUUUUGAAGAGAGAACUUGGAAUCGAAGUAAAGAAAGAAUUUUCACAAGACAAAGGACUAGCAGAACGUUUUCAAAAGAUCAUUCUGUUAGCUUUCACAGAAAACAUUGCUCACUUUACUGGUCAUCGAAAGGCUGGAUAUUUUGUACCAAGUCUAGAUCAGCAGGUCUUUAUUCACCCGUCUUCAUCACUCAAAGUUUUAAAUGAUUCUAGUGAGUGGGUGGUAUUUUGCAAUGUUUUAAGAACGUCAACUGAUUUUAUUACUACCGUCACACCAGUCAGAGAAGAAUGGAUACAAGGAAUGAUGAAACUACAUUUUGAUAUAGAAAACGUAAAAAGUAAACGAAUUUCGAUUGUCCACACAGAAUAUUUUGGAUCAAGCUCUUUUUCUAUGUUUGUUGGUCCACGAUUUACUAAAUUAAGAAAAUAUGAAGAGAUGUUGACACAGAUCUGUGGUUGUAUUGUGAUGAUUGAUGCUGAUCGAGAUAGAGGUGAAGUGAGAUUCUAUACUUCUUCAUUGAAUGAAACGGCCAAGCAGGUAAUUGCUAAAUGGAGACAUGAAGCUAUACAGCCCGUUUUAAUGAAGACAGAAGAAUUUCAGUUGGGUUCUAAGCGUACCAGGACUGGAGGAGUUCGAAUUGUUCUGGGAAAAGGAGGAGAGGGUACUUUGCUUCUGAUGCCCCUUGAUUACCGCUCUGUAUAUAUAACAAAGCCCAAUUGUAAAACUUCGUCGAAGGAAAAUAUCAAGGAGAAAUUUUCAAAAUUUGGAGAAAUUGUAGAUUGUUGGGAAGAUAAAAAAUCAGAUGGUAGAUGGGGUCGUGUUACAUUUUCUUCAGAUGUAGCAGCUAGACUUGCUGUGAAGGAAACUGAAAACGAUAAUGUGGAUGUAGCAAUCCCAGAGAUCAAACAGUCAGAAAGACGUGAGUUCCAGUUCAAAUCUCGAUUAACAUGGUUAAGAAGACCCUUAAAGAACAUGGCGUUUGUUGAUGUCAAUCCUUUACAUCUUGCCGAUGCUGUUCGUCUUGGUUGGUUUUCUGUGAAAGGAAUUGCAGUGAAGAUCGACGUCAAUGAUGCUUCAACAGGUUUGAUCCUCCGUCGUUUGCCACCAAAUACCAAAGAAGCUGAAAUCAAAGAAAGUCUUUGUAACAGUUUGAGUUUUAUAUCUGAAGAAGCAAAAGCCAAUAUUCAAAGGGUAUCUGUAGUGAGAGAAAAAGUACAAGCUACCAGUGUCGACGAUAUAGACAAAAUAAAAAGAGCAGUUUCUACGUAUAUUUCCAACUAUCUUGAUGGACAAACUGGAUUUGUUGUAGAUGUAUUGAAACCUAAGAAGGAUACAGACAUAAACUUUGUAGCUUAUGCUAAAUUUUUUUCAGCAGAAGAUGGUUAUCUGGCUUGUAGAGGUUUAAAUGGUGUUAUGAGAAUUAAUAAUCAACCAGUUACAAUGAUUCCAGAUGUAUCAUCUUCUAUCAACAUUUCACAACAAGUGUAUGAUAUCAUGAAAUCAUCUAUUGAUGAAGCUGUAGAGGCUCUUCAUAAGACUCUCGAUUUCAAAUUUCAUGAAAAAGAAUUGAACAACGGGCGAGUGAUUCUGAAUCUGUACAGCAAAUUCUCUUCAGACUUAGCUCAGGCAAGAGCCAUAUUAGAUGGUAUUUUGAAAGGGGAGGUGAUCGAAUGCUGGAGAAAUGAGAAUUAUCGCCAUCUGUUCCUCAGACAGGGACGACAAUUUGUUCGAAAAGUUGAAGAAAAAUCUCAAACAGUGAUCAGAAUGGAUGAAAGGACGAAUUCUAUUAGCAUUUUUGGAACCAUGGCCAAAUUUACUACAGCUCAGAUUGAAUUACAAAACUACCUGAAUGAUAUAUUGAAUGGGAGUGGGAAAGAGAUCGACUUGAGGGCUCCAGAACGUCCAAGAGGUCUGAUGAAAACUCUGAUGAAACAAUAUGGGUUAAACCUAGAAAGACUUGUAGAAGAUUCUGGUCUACAGUCAAUUCUUUUAAAUCAUAAAAGACAAACAGUGAAGAUCAUUGGUGAAUCUGGAACCUUGGAGAAAGCCUGUCAACUAAUUGAUGGUUUGUCUGAAUCUCUUCUUCUUGAAAAUUGCCAUUAUGAAUCUGCUGCUGGUGAGCCAAGGGAUGAACUACCAGAAUGUUGUGCUUGUAUUUGUCCAAUUGACAGUUUGGCAGAACUUUACCGAUUAGAGAAUUGUUCCCAUGCUUAUUGUCUUGACUGCUUUAAGCAACAAAUACAGGUUGCUAUACAGAGUAAGGAUCUUCCAAUUCUCUGCAGCGAAGAGUCCUGUCAAGAACCGUUUACUUGGGUUGAUUUCAAGCACAGUUUUACUAAAGUCCAGAUAGACCCCCGGGCGUUGGUCGGAGCAGCUGUAACAAAAUUUAUGUUGAAAAGUGGAAGAGGUACAUAUCAUCAUUGUCUAACCCCGGAUUGUCCUGUUAUCUAUAAAACUAAUACAGAAAAUACCCAGUAUAUUUGUGAAGAAUGUGGUAUCAGGAUCUGUUCAUCCUGUCAUAUUGAAUACCACGAUGGUCUGUCAUGUGCUAUGUACAAAUCCCAAGAAAGGGACAGAGAACAAAUCGAGGCCUAUUUAAGAAGCCAUGCUGAAUCAGUAAAACCUUGUCCUCAGUGUACAGUCCUAAUUGAGAAAAAACGUGGAUGUAACCAUAUAGUUUGUCAUGCCUGUAAAGUUAAUUUUUGCUGGCUUUGUACAGCCAAAUUUAAUAGUGCUGGUGAAUGCUAUGAUCAUCUUCACCAAAAGCAUGGUGGAAUUGCUGGUAUCGACGAUAUUCUUUAUGACUAAAGUUGCGUCAAAGUCUUAUUGUUUAUACCGUAAUUUUAAUGGUUAUACUGUUAUUGCAAUCGUAGCAACGUAGCAAUUUUUAUUCCUUUUCUGUAAUUCUUAUACUGAUGACUUUACCGUUAUUUUAAUUGUAAUACCAAUAUUGUACUGGAUAAACCAAUAUUAUUCUGGUAAUACUAAUAUUAAACUUGUUAUACAUAUAUUGCAAUACCAAUGUUGUACAAUUAAUACCAAUAUUUGAAUGGCAAUACCAAUACAGUAAACUGAAACCCUCCCUAAUCCGGCACAUUUCAAAGUCCCGAUCUAAUCAUUAUAUACUGUUGAAGGAAAGCAACAUCAUCUGAACCGCAAUCUGCACCAAAAUAAGGUCCCAAACCGGUAGCUCCAGUUUAUUCGUCGGUAAUCCGUUGAGACGAAUUAUCAAAGAUGAUUACUCACUAAUCCAAUUUAAACUGAUUUCCCUUGUUUCACUUUGACAUUUACUAACACUUUUCUGGACUGAUACAUGGCCAGGCAUGUAACUGUUCGAGUAACUUAUUCUACUCUAAACCAAUUACCCCUACAUACUGGUAUUCAAGAGUUGGAUGCCGAUUUAGAGUGAAUUCACCGUUGUUUAACGUAUAUUCGCAAUACCUAUUGUACGAUAUUCCACACAAUUUGUGUUUGGGUUUCAGUGAGUGAUUUUUGUUGUAUUAUCAGUUCUAUAUACAUCUUUAUAUAUAUAUAUAUAUAUAUAUAUAUAUAUAUAUAUCCUCACCAUUAAAAUUGAAAUGGUAUUAGUUACAAUGGAUUUGCAAUGGUUUUGAAAAUAAUGUUGGUUAUUGGUUAUUAGCACUUGUUAUAUUUUGUGUUUAUUUAAAUUAAAUUAUUUUUUUCGCGAGUUAUAA